Messenger RNA from Engraulis encrasicolus (European anchovy), 1616 nucleotides. RefSeq lists its product as uncharacterized. Gene Ontology annotation, cellular component: cytoplasm; nucleus. The transcript is spliced from 11 exons. Gene Ontology annotation, molecular function: NAD+ poly-ADP-ribosyltransferase activity; transcription corepressor activity; NAD+-protein mono-ADP-ribosyltransferase activity. The coding region runs from base 363 to 1616 and encodes 417 amino acids. Gene Ontology annotation, biological process: negative regulation of gene expression; protein poly-ADP-ribosylation. The record is from RefSeq and is a predicted model, not a curated record. Lineage: Eukaryota; Metazoa; Chordata; Actinopteri; Clupeiformes; Engraulidae.
UGGAAUGAACUAGAGCUAGAAAUCGAAAGUAACUUUCAUCGCCCUCGCUUCGCUUGCUUGGAGUGUUCACCUGAUUUUCCUCACGAUUCCAAAAACACAGUUGAUAUAGCCUAUCAGAAUUAUUACCUUAUCUUCAUUCUAGUGUUAGGUUAUUGUUCCUUCUUCGGACAGAUCACAUGGGUUUUCCUAAAGCAAAAGCGAAACUGUCUGUCAAGAGUCAAUAAGGUCAGGUUGGGACAUGGUCGAACAGCUGGCAGCUCAAAAAGAUCAGGACGUAUAGCAUACCUGCUGUCUCACUAAAUCAAACGCGAAGCAAAUGCAUUGGCAUCAAAAUAUUGGUGCAUGAAGAGACACACACAGUUAUGGCCGAAACAAUAUUAGAACUCGGUGGUCUACCAGACGAAUGCAGCAAAAUUGGACAAAGGUUGGAAUCAUACUUCAAAAUUAAAAGAAAAUCCGGAGGAAUAAUAACAGAGCUUCGCAAACAUCCUACAGAUGACAAAAAGGCUUUACUCGUCUAUCUGAAAGAGCAAGAUGCUAAAAAGGUCCUUGACAAAGGUGUGCACAAGAUUAACAUAAAAGAUAUUGGAGAAGUGGAGCUCACAGUGAAACCCUAUAAUGAUGAGGAGGACGUCUCCAUGCCAGUGGGAAAGAAGCCCCCUCCUGUUGCACCUCAUCCUACUAUGACUGAGGAUUGCACAGAUUCUCCAAAGCUGCCUUAUCAGAAGACACCCGAGGGCGAUGUGGAAGCGUGCCAUGAUGAUGAGCAACUACAGCCUGAAGGCCUCAAUAAGUCAAACAGUGAGGCCAAUGCAAUAACUGUGACCAGCACGGAUGCCAUAGAUGAGGAGAAACUGCGUUGGUAUUUCGAAAUAUUCUCGGAUCAUUUUCACAUUCAGAGGAAUGGAAUGACACAGUGGAUUGUUAAAUUUGACGACAAAUCAGAUGUUCAGAAGGUUCUGGCAAAGCAAGAGCAUGACCUGGGGAUCUCAGUGGAGGUGUACGAUGAGGAAGCUGUGCGGAGGAGACAGGACCCUCGCCGCUUUAUCCUAAGUGGAUUUGAUGAGAAGUGCCCACUAGAGAUGGUCCAGUUAUACAUCAACAACCGCUGUAAGGGACAGGAGCACACCUGGGAAAUCUUGGAUGAUGGCAAGAUACUGGUCACCUUCAAAGCUGGCAUAGAUGUACAAUCCUUCCUGACGAGGUGCGCCACCAAGAAAUAUCAGGAUGCGGAGAUCACAGCCAUGUGUGUGGAGCACACAGACUCAGUCCUCGUCCAAGGCGACAUGAGCGAAAUGUCAGAGGACGCGCUGCUCUUGUACUUCAGUAACAGGAAGAGGAGUGGAGAAGGUGACUACGAAGACCACAAAUGGCUUGAGGAGAAAAAAAGCCUUGUGAUCACUUUCGAAGAUUACCAUGUUGUCAGCAAGGUAAUGGAGAAACAGCACUGCGUCUGUAACCGAGAUCUGACAGUGUCACCGUUCUACUCUGGUCUCCAAAACCCACUAGUGGGAAUAGCCCCGUCCUCACUGGUCACCCCCUCCGACAUCACUCUACCCAUCACCAUUACAUAUAAUAAGGGAUUGCAAAAUUGCUAUCAAUUGUCAGCAAGGUAA